AUGGCUGCCCGAAAGCCCAUGCUGGAGAACUGCGUCUCCCGACAUGCUCUGGGCACCCAACAUGGCCUCCAGGAAGUCCAGUGCCCGAGAACUGCAUCUCCCGGCAUGCUCUGCGCACCCAACAUGGCCUCCAUGGUUUGGGUCAAUCCUGGGCAUGAAGACGGACUAGGAGAAGCACUCUUUGAGAGCAGUCCUGCAGAGAAGGGCUUGGGGGUUCUGGCGCUGAAUUUGAAAACCACUGUGAAAGGGGAUACACCACCUACCCUGGCAACCACCAGCUUCUGUAAAAAGGAGCCUUGGGAGUCCCAAUCUUUCUGCAGUAAUUUUCCUCAUGAAGUUGUCUGUGCAGAUUCCUGGGGCCAGUCCUUGCUGGUUUCUACAGACGCUGGCAUCUUGUUAAUUGAUGAUGGUCAGCCAUCAGUUCAAGUAUUUGAUAAAACUCUCCAAAUAAAGCAGAUGCAUGUGUUGGAAGCUCUGGAUCUUUUGAUUGCCCGAACAGACGAAAGAAAAGACUCUCGUCUCCUUGUCUUCAGAUUGAGUGCUGUCCAAAAAGAUAUAGAAACAAAGCAGAUGAUAAGAAGCAAAUAUGACUGCAGAGAAAAUAAAUUGGAGAGAACAAAAGGCUGCCAUUUGCAUGCCAUUAAUACUCGCCAUGGCAGUGAACUGAGGAUUGUUGUGGCUAUUCGGAACAAACUACUUCUCAUCACAAAGAAAUACAAUCCAUACAACAGUUUAACCAGUAGCUCUCUGCUGUCAUUACCUGAAUCUCCAGUAGACGAGUUCCAGUACAUCUGGGAAAUAUGCCUUUCUGACCCUCCAGUGGUUAUGACACUGGUGGAUGGACCGACUGGAGACAGUGACGAUAUGAUCUGUGUGGCGUAUCGGCAUCAGUUUGAUUUAGUUAAUGAAAGUAUUGGGGAGUCCUAUAGACUGCAUCAUGUUGAAGCAAACAAAGUAAAUUUUGUUGCAGCUAUUGAUGUAUAUGAAGAUGGUGAAGCUGGCCUACUGUUAUGUUAUAACUAUGUUUGCCAAUAUAGAAAGGUGGAUCCUUUUAAUGGAGGUUCUCCACUCAUCCAGUCAUCGGCUUUCUAACUUUCUAACUUUUAAACUAACUUUCAAUUUAGCUGGAAUCAAGUUCCUUAUGCUGUUGUCUGCGCUUUCCCUUCUAUCCUUGCCUUCACUACUGAUUCCAUUGAGAUCCAAUUAGUGGUGAGUGGAAACUUAGUCCACACAGCAUUUGUGCCUGAGCUUCAGCUUGUAGCAUCAAGAUCAGAUAUUUAUUUGAAAGCUACUGCUGCAGUAAGGGGAUCAUCUCAUAGCAGUUCUAAGGAAAUGAGUUCAAGUUCUCCUCAAGCACCGACGGCUUAUGAAAUACCAGAAUGUCCUCUUUCUUCUUGAGAAGGUGAAGUUCCAGGCUGGAGUAGUGGGCCCACGUGAACCUAAUGAGGUUCAACAAGUCCAAGUGCAAGGUGCUGCACCUGCGUCAGGGAAAUCCCAGAUAUGAGGACAGACUAGGAGAAGCACUCAUUGAGGGCAGACCUGCAGAGGAGGACUUGGGAGUUCUGGUGGACAAAAGGAUCGACAUGAACCAGCAGCGUGCACUUGCAGGCCAAAAGGCCAACUGCAUCCUGGGCUGCAUCAACAGAGGAGUGGCCAGCCAGUUAAGGGAGGGGAUUAUUGUCCCCCCUCUACUCCACCCUUCUGAGGCCUCACUUGGAGUACUGCAUCCAGGUCUGGACCCCCAGCACAAGAAAGAUUUGGACCUGUUAGUGCGAGUACAGAGGAGGGGCUACAAAGAUGAUCAGAGGACUGGAGCACCUCUCCUAUGAAGAAAGGCUGAGAGAGCUGCAACUGUUCAGCCUGGAGGAGAGAAGGUUACAGGGAGGACCUCACUGUGACCUUUCAAUAAUUAAAGGAGUCUUGUAAAAAAGAUGGAGAAGGACUCUUUACUCGGGUAGAAAAUGAUAGAAUGUGGGAAGUGGUCUUAAACUAAAAGAAGAUAGGUUUAGAUUAGACUAGGAGGAAAUGCUUCACUGUAAGGGUAGUGAGGCACAUGUAACCAAGAGAAGUCGAUGCCCCAUACCUGGAGGUGUUCAAGGCAAGGCUGGAUGGGGCUUUGGCCAACCUGAUCUAGUGGGUGGUGUCCCUAUCCAUGGCAGGGGGGUCAGAGUUAGAUGAUCUUUAAGAUCCCUUCUAACACAAGCCAUUCUAUGAUGAUUCUAUUGUAACCAUAUUCUAAGCCAUCUGGGAACUUUUUAGUUAGUGUCGCGUUAAA
This is a messenger RNA of Anas platyrhynchos (mallard), 2275 nucleotides long. Its product is annotated as GTPase-activating Rap/Ran-GAP domain-like protein 3. The record is from RefSeq and is a predicted model, not a curated record. NCBI's taxonomy places the organism in Eukaryota, Metazoa, Chordata, Aves, Anseriformes, Anatidae.